Messenger RNA from Guillardia theta CCMP2712, 791 nucleotides. RefSeq names its product FKBP-type peptidyl-prolyl cis-trans isomerase. The transcript is spliced from 4 exons. NCBI's taxonomy places the organism in Eukaryota, Cryptophyceae, Pyrenomonadales, Geminigeraceae. The record is from RefSeq and is a predicted model, not a curated record. The coding region runs from base 184 to 549 and encodes 121 amino acids. Gene Ontology annotation, molecular function: peptidyl-prolyl cis-trans isomerase activity.
CAGGAGCAGGAAUCGUAUUAUCCCAGAGCAGAGAUCUACAGUGUGAGGGAAGCAUGGGAAAGAAUAUCGGAAGGACGGUCACGGCACUGUAUCUUAUUCCUCCUCCACCUCUUCACUUGCAUGAUCGCUCAUCUUUUCUUUCCCUCUUUCCCGCCAUGAAUGCUGACUCUUCUCUCACAGUACAUGGGGAUUACAGUUGAGAGUAUUCAGGCAGGGGACGGGAAGCACUACCCAUCUAAGCGCCAGACUGUCACCCUGCACUACGUAGGCUACCUAGACCGCGCAGGAGAGCACAAGUUCGACUCCACUUGGGACAGAGGGCCCAUCGACCCCAAGACGAAGAAACCAGCAGGCAGGCCCUUCAAGUUCAGGAUCCACUCAGGGCAGGUUGUCAAGGGCUGGGACGAAGGAGUUUCCCAGCUCAGCCUUGGCGAGAAGGCGAGGAUCACGAUGACAGCAGACUACGCAUAUGGAGAGCGAGGGAUCCCGGGGCUGAUCCCUCCUAAUGCGACGCUCUACCUCGAAGUUACGCUCAUCGCAAUCCACUGAGCCCUUCCCCUCUUCCUUCUCCUUCUGCUGCUGCUGCUGCUGGUCCUCCUCCUCCUCCUGCUCCUCUCACCGUCUCUCCUCUCUUCCUCUCACCCAGCCCUGAACACACUCGCUUGUCAUCCCUCUCCUGCCGCCUCCAGUUAAUCAGCAGCAGGAGAUGCAGGACUUGUUCAACUCUAGUUAACUUUGCAGCAGUUUAAUUAAUAGAUUACACGUCGUGGAGCGAAACUCCACAAACUCAA